ACCGUUUCUUGCCAAUUAAAUUCAUUAUUAUUAGUGUUAAAAAAAAAAACUGAAAUUUGCAUUUCUACUAAUAUUAUGCAACUUGUUUUUGUCUACGCAAAUAUUGCUGUGGUUAUUUGCACAAUACAAUAGACAAAAACAAGCGGACAGAUGAUAAAAAUGAUAUUGCAUUCGUCGUUAUAAGCUAGAGCGAGAGAGUACAAUUGGAAAACCGUACGGAAUCAAAGAAAUAAUAAAUAAAGAACAAAAUCACGAAGAAAGAGGAAAGAUUGAAGAGAAGAAUAAAUUUGAGAUUCAAAAGAAAAUAUAAAUUUUUAGUGUGAUUACAUGAAAGUGAGUGAAGAAAUCCGCAACAAACUUAUCGUGAAAAUACUAAUAAUCAAAAUAUACAACUAACUGCAUAAGAUAAAUAAACGGAAAUAAAGGCGCAUAAGUACACACAUAUAAUAUAUGCAAGAAUCUCAAGAACGAAACAAAGGAGGUGCAACUAUAGUCUUCGAUUCUCUUAGAGUAGCGACGUCGUAUUGUUUCCUGUUUAAUAAUUAAUUCUCCGAGAUCGAAAAUAAGCAUAUGGGUUAAUACAGAAACAUCUAGUUACAAAAGAAUAUUUUUAUUAAAGGCAAACAAAGAAAUAAAAAAAUACAACACGUACAUAUAUAUAUAAAAAUCAGCGCAAAACGUAAUAAACUGUGGAGAAUACAAAAAUUUCAGAGGAAAGAGACAAUUUCAAUAUAGCAACCUCUGCCAGCGUGUGACUAGUGGUGAAACAACAAUAGUUGCGUAUGUCAUAAUAUGCUAAAUAAAGUUGACUGUAACAAAAACAACAGCAAAACAUAAUAGAAGUAAAAAAAAAAUUAUAACAACGAAAACAAAACGCUAUAAACACAAAACUAGAAGUGUAGAUACAUACAUAUAUUAAAGACAAGUGACAUUGUCGACGUAGGUGGAGUAGUAUUGCAACGUUAACGUCGCUAUGGAUCGUUUCGAUUUGGAGGAUGUGGUUGCACCGCCAACACACACUGCCGAUGCGCCACUCAAAGAUUGGCGUCUCAAGUAUCAAGCUGGUACAAUUAAAAAUGGUGAUUUCACGGAAUUUUUUCAAAAACAAUCAAGGAAAUAUUUUCAUUUCCGAUAUGAAAGAGAGCAAGAUGCUACCAGACCCAGCUGGGCAGAUGUACUUUCUGCAUUUAGAAACUAUCAAACUAGGCUUGAUGGCUCGCGGCCUCGUGGCGCCUUAAAAAUCACGUUCAACGAGGCUGGCGCCAAGGAGCACAUCAUAAAUGUUCUUAUGGAGUUCGUGCUGGGCGAUAAUCCCAAAAUAGUGCUCGACAAACUGCAACAGGAGGGCAAUACCGCCACGGUGUGUGGCAAAGUAUUCAAGAAUGGCGAACCCACAUAUAGUUGCCGCGAAUGCGGCAUGGAUCCCACUUGUGUGUUGUGCGUAAAUUGUUUUAAACAGUCGGCGCAUCGUUAUCACAAGUACAAAAUGUCCACUUCGGGUGGCGGCGGCUGCUGUGAUUGUGGUGAUGAGGAGGCAUGGAAAAAGGACCAUUAUUGCGAGGAACAUUUGCGCGGUAAGGAGAAUCCCAUCAGUAGUACAAUCAUCACCGACGUCAUACAGGAGCGUUGCGAAUUGGCCUUCAAUGCGAUUCUUACAUUUUGCGUGAAUUUCCUCGAAAUCGAGUCGAAUGCGAGUCUCGAGUGCUUGGACGGCGACUCCGACGAUGGGCAGGAGGAGUGCUUUUGCACCGUACUCUACAAUGACGAGUCACACACCUUCGAUCAGGUCAUACAGACCCUGACGAAAAUCGCCAAAUGUCGGCAGAAGGACGCUAUGGAUAUUGUGGCGAGUAUCGAUCGUGAGGGUCGUGCUGUUGUUAAAUGUGAUAGCUUUAGUGAGUGCCAGCAACUGCAGGAGGCCAUUGAAAAACAAGCGGUCACCGCUGUACCACCAUUACAGAAUUCACGUGCCAAUCAAUCGUUACGUGUUUCUGUGCUGAAUAUACGCGCUGUGGCUUGUCAGCAAUUCGCGCUGCAAUUGCUCACAUGGUUUCAGGAGUUUCUCAUCAAACACAGCAUUUUCCGCCAGAUAUUUGCACGUCUCAUAAUGGAUCGCAAGGCACCCUACUGCAUACGACACAUACUCGAGUAUGAUGUGAAGUUGUGGAAGACUGCACGUGCCUGCUGGCAUCGGCUGCUCAUUUCCGGCAUGCUGAUGGAGUACGACAACAAAAUGGCAUUGGCGCAGGAAUUCUCCAAACAUUAUGCAUCCAUAGUGCAGGAUUUCAUACGUGACGAUCACGAGCACUCGUGCUCUAUCGUUUCGCUGAGUGUGCAGUUAUUUACGGUGCCGAGUAUAGCGCAUUACCUCAUGGCUAACGAGGGUAUCUUUCACAAAUUGCUGCACACAUUCUAUCAUGCAGCCAUUGAGACUUUCAUAAAGAAUAAAACACUACAAUUCUCAAAGAACAUUAAUGCACCGUUCAAACGCGCCGCAUACAUACUCUACGAUCUGCGCUAUAUACUCAGCUUUAAACCCGAUGUGUGGACGGAUGCAUUGCGUGAGGGUUUUCUGGAGGGUUGCAAAGCAUUGCUCAAGUUGCUGAACGUCAUGCAGGGUAUGGAGUCGACGACACGUCAAACCGGCCAACACAUGGACUACGAACCCGAAUGGGAAUGCGCUUUCAAUUUGCACAUAAAAUUGGCAACCGCCAUCACUUUAGUGCUGGAAUGGUGUGCCACCGAUGCGGCUGUAUUGACUAAGCUUUAUCAAAUGGUAAUGCGUUAUCUCUGUACAAACACUUUUAUUGUUGAUACCGUAACGAAGAGAGAAGAGCGCCAUGUGGCCGGUCAUGUAGCCGAAUGUAUAGUAUACGAUGUGGCUUCACGACCCGUCUCCAUACAUUUGCCAUUGUCACGUUUCUUUGCCGGCAUAUACUUGCACUUGGGCUCAUUCGGUUUGACCUUCGACAAUGCCGUUGUUGGCAACAAACGUACGCCCGAGGAGAUUAUGGAACCAAUAUUAUGCACACAAACGAUGAUUGCGCAGGUGCACGCGGGCAUGUGGCGUCGUAACGGCUACUCGCUGCUCCAUCAGCUGUACUUCUAUCGUAUUGUGCGCUGUCGUACCGAAAUGUUGGAUCGUGACAUUGUCGGCUUACAAAUUGGUGCCGCGCUUAUCGAGAGCAAUCAAUAUCUGAUACAUAUAUUAAAUAAAUUCAAUUUAAUCAAAUGGAUACAACCGGAUUAUGAGAAGAACUCAACGGCACAAGCGGUAGAGGACGAUUUCCUCCUAUCAAUGGUUGAAGAAUUCUUAGAACUACUAAUUGUGAUCAUUGGCGAACGUCAUGUACCCGGUAUAUCUCAUUUAACGGAGGAGGAUCGCACCAAAAAGGAAAUAAUACAAUUGCUCUGUAUCAAACCAUAUUCACACUCUGAGUUGAAUCGUGCUUUGCCCGAUGCGCUCAAUGACACAGCCGUAGAGGAUGUUAUCGAUUCGGUGGCAGUAUUCAAGAAACCACAAAAGUCAGACGCUAGGGGUGUUUACCAGCUCAAAGACGAACUGUAUGAGGAUUAUAAUAUGUAUUUCUAUCAUUACACCAAGGAGGAAAAAUCCAAAUCGGAGGAGACACAACGGCUGCGACGCAAGUCUAAAAACGAACUCGUUUGUUGUCCACCACCCAAGCUGCCCAAGUUGACCGAUGGAUUUGUCUCUAUUGCUAAUCUGUUGCAAUGCGACGUGAUGAUGACGAUAUUAACAACCGUGUUGGAUCGUGCUAUCGAUAUAACUUCGAAUAGCUUUGCGGAAAAUCAUUUACAGGAAGUACUCUUUCUAAUCGGUUAUGGUCUGCAAGAGGAGCAGUCGGGCUAUUAUCCGUUUCUCUCAUUCUACGAACAGUCACAAAAAUAUAAUAUGCUAACUAAGUUAGAAGAACUUUCGCGCAGUUCUCGUGUUGAGGCACAUCGCGAUUUCAUACUCUGGACAAUACAGAAAUUCAAGGAAUUACAGGCCAAAGAUAAAGCCAACAUAGCGGAAGAUUUGAGCGCAAUGUUGGCCGAAGGUGAAGCCGUUGAGAUAUCACGUCCACUCACCGCUGCCGAAAAGGAGAAGCAAGAGAAGGAGGAACGUGCUCGCCUGGCUGCUGAACGGCGCGCUAAAAUCAUGGCACAAAUGCAGAAUGCGCAAAAUAAUUUCAUGAAAUCGAAUGCGGAAAUGUUUGCCAGCGCCAAUGUACAAGCGACCGGUAGUCGUGAUACAACCACAGCAAUGGAAUGGCAAGAAGAUGUUUCGAAUGCGGACGAAGAAGGCGCUGUGGCAUACAAUUCGCAGGCUUGUUUGGGUGUGGAGCGACGUUUGCAACAGCCCGAAGAGCAGAGCUUCAAAUGUAUACUGUGUUUUGAGGAUUGCACCGUCAGUAAGGAUGGACCGACGCUCGUGUAUUCGGCAUUCGUGCAGAAAUCGAAAGUGUUGCCACCCGAUGGCAAAAAUGCAUGCUCAGUGCAUACGAGCAGUUGUGGCCAUGUGAUGCACAUUAAUUGCUGGCAAGAAUACUAUACUAACGAAGAGACGAAGGAGCAACGAAGACCACAUCGCAAUCGGCAACCAUUUCCGCCAGCAUCACAGAACACUGAAUUUCAGUGUCCAUAUUGUCGUUGUCUGAGUAACUCAGUGUUGCCGCUGAGUGCACCACUAUCGAAGUACUCAAUGCCAUUGGUUAUACACAAGGGUGAGGACUUGUUCCCCAUAGACAUGUGGAUUGAGGUGAUGAAGACCUUGGGUGAUGAACUCGUUUUACCGCCAAUUGAGGGCAAUUUCGAUCGUGUACUGCCACCGGCUGACACAAUAUUGUCACGCGCUAAUCUGUAUGCCAAUAUCGCACAGUUCGAGCGCAUCGCACAACCCAUUGAUAAGUUAGAGCUACCGGCCAGCUGGAUUACAUUUGCUCAACGUUAUAUAAAAUCGGUGCGUCAACAUGCACCAACCGAUUUUGAUGAGUCUGAGAAGGAGGGAUUCUUGUGGCUGUUACACACAUGUAUCUAUACAGUACGUGUGCUGGAAGUGCACCAUCGUGCAGUGGCUAAGCCGUUUAAGAGCGAGAUGUCCAUACGACAAAAGAGUUGCAUAAGCGGGCUGGUACGUUCGUCAUGUCUGUAUGGCACCAAUUUGACACACACCGACAUAACAAAUUUGAAGCCCACUGUGGCCGAGUUGUUGGACACAGUCUUCAAGCAGAAGGGUAGCUGUGUAUUGGAAUGGCGACCUUUCAGCAUGAUGGUGCAAAUGAUAUGUUUGGUGCCCAAUAUACUUUUCUCCUCUUCGCACAAAUCUGUUGUGGUCAACGGCAGCAUGCUGGACUUCUAUGCGGUACAGUUAUUCUUUCUAGCCAAUAUGGUGAAGGCAAUUGUGCUCUUCCAGCCACCAAACAUGGAUGUCGAUGAAGAUGAAGACUAUGAACAGGAAAUCAAACAGUUACCACAAAAAAUACGCGACAACAUAGCGGAAUUUUAUCGUAAAUAUAAUUUUGUUGCACGCCAACAGGCGUACGCCCAGUCACAGUCACAAUCACAACAUGCGCCAGCAAAACCCGAGGAGGCAUUACCACAAGAAACACAGUCAAUAGAUGCAGAGAAUCCCGAUAUCGAAGUCACGAUGAAUGAGUAUAGUGCCGAUAGUGAAUUUAAGGCACCGUGCGAUUUGGCCACCAUCGCCGCACUGUAUGCGCACAUCAAACAGCAAAUGAGCGAAUAUCUACGUUGUUGUUGUUUGUUCUUCCACUUUGUGACCGAAGUGGAGUUCCCCGACGAAUUCCGCACCGAAUAUAGCGAUACAUAUGAGAAUAUGUGUAAAUAUUUAGGCUUGGAAACGGGGCUGGCGGCCUAUUUCGACAGCGCCGGCUGCUAUGCAUCCAUAUUAGAGACAUUUGCCACACAUCCCGAUUUGGUAUACUGUGAUGUGACAACGCAGAAGAAACGCUGCGGCCGUAACUUUGAUGUGGUGCCCUGUACACAAGCCGUGCCAAAAUUAGUGGAUCUACCGGAUGAUUUUAGCGAUCUUAUAAACAGUGUUUCGGACUUCAUUUGUCCGAAUAAUAAGCGCGAAGAGAUGAAAACACCGACGAUGUGCUUGAUAUGCGGCAAAAUUUUUUGUGCUCAAUCAUUCUGCUGUCAACCGGAGCUGGAGGGCCGUAAUGUGGGCGCUUGCACUUAUCAUGCCAAUUCUUGCGCUGCGGAGAUUUGCGUAUUUCUACGUAUACGCGAUUGUCAAAUUGUUUAUUUGGGUCGCAACAAGGGUUGCUUUGUCUAUCCACCAUACCUUGACCAAUACGGUGAGACUGAUCAGGGCCUGAGACGUGGCAAUCCGUUGCGGUUAUGUCCGUUGCGUUACAGCAAAAUACAAUUGAAUUGGCUGAGUCACACGUUGCACGAGGAGAUCGCACGACUCAAUGAUAAUACGUCCGUUGUGGCCACACAGUGGCAUCACAUGUAGUCUUUGCGGUGGUCGCGGCCAACACAAAAGUUGACGGAGCAAUGAUGCGCGACACUGGAGGUGACGUGUAAACAAGUUGGCGACUAACAACAUAUAUAUAUGUGAUUUAUGUGUGCGCUAAAAGGAAUCAACCUUAUCGGGAAUAUUUUAGCGUGACUUCUUUUGUCUAGUACUAAUUUUAGAAAUAGAGGGAAGAAACCAUUGGAAUUUCAUUCCCGUUACGGUUGUAUAGGUUUGCCUUUUCGUUAUGUAAAGAUAAUAUUUUUUUAUUUUAUUUAAUUUAUUAUAAACUAAUUAUAAUAAAUGCAGCUGGGAGCUGAAGUGUCUGUUAGCCAAAAAAUAUAAAUACCCCACGGGGGCAGUUUAGUUGGUAGUGAAUAAGAUAAAAUCGCAACGCUUUUCGAGUAACACAACGUAUACAUACAUACAAUACAUACAUACAA
Messenger RNA from Zeugodacus cucurbitae (melon fly), 6930 nucleotides. RefSeq names its product E3 ubiquitin-protein ligase UBR1 (gene Ubr1). The transcript is spliced from 11 exons. Gene Ontology annotation, molecular function: zinc ion binding; ubiquitin protein ligase activity. Bases 974 to 6487 code for a protein of 1837 amino acids. Gene Ontology annotation, cellular component: ubiquitin ligase complex; cytoplasm. Gene Ontology annotation, biological process: protein ubiquitination; ubiquitin-dependent protein catabolic process via the N-end rule pathway. The record is from RefSeq and is a predicted model, not a curated record. Lineage: Eukaryota; Metazoa; Arthropoda; Insecta; Diptera; Tephritidae.